Molecule: messenger RNA, 1872 nt
Organism: Purpureocillium lilacinum
Lineage: Eukaryota; Fungi; Ascomycota; Sordariomycetes; Hypocreales; Ophiocordycipitaceae
Source: RefSeq, a predicted model, not a curated record
AUGGACUCAUCCAUUGUCGCCACCAGUCUCUACAUAAUUGCAAGGGACUUCCAGUCCUUUGCCUCUGUCAACUGGGUGGCGCUCGCAUAUACCCUCUCCUACCUUGGAUGCGCCGUAACUUUCGCGCAACUCUCGGACGUCGUCGGAAGACGAAAUGCAUUCAUUGCCGCGCAUGUGUUCUUUUUCGCCUUCUCCAUGGCCUGCGGUUUCUCCCGUAAUCUUUCCCUACUAAUCGCUUUCCGUGCCCUCCAGGGGAUCGGCGGUUCCGGUCUCUACGCCCUCUCAAUGGUCAUUAUCCCUGAGCUGUGUCCCCAAGAACUACAACAGCACAUUGGUAGCCUGAUCGGCCUGGUGAUUGCAGGCUCUGGCGUUCUCGGCCCGAUCCUUGGUGGCUUUCUGACAGAAUUCGCGAGCUGGCGAUGGGUCUUCUGGAUAAACGGGCCGAUCGGUAUCAUCUCUCUUGUCAUCUUCCUUGUAGCCUGGCCGCAGGCUCACCACCUACCGUCGCGGAAAAGCGCUCUAUGGAAAGAUUUCGAUUAUAUUGGUUCGUUCUUGAUUAUUGCUGCCUCUGUAUUGAUCGUUUUCGCGUUCCAAAACAUCGGAGAAAGCGGGAGCUCGAGCUGGCGCAGCGCUGUUUUCAUCGGGCCCGUCGUGGGCGGCGGGACGGGAUGGCUGGCACUGGUUGCUUGGGAGGCUUUUGCCGCGAGGAGAAUGCAUGAUGGCUUUUCCCCGGCUUUCCCGGUCGACCUCUUCAGAAACAGAACGUAUGCGGCAGCAGCGUUGUCGACACUGUUCCUGGGUUAUCCCUAUCUGCUCUUGGUUUAUUCUUUCCCGCUCAAGGCGCAGAUAGUGAGCAGCAAGAGUGCGCUAAUAUCGGGCAUCAUGCUGCUCCCCAUGCUGGGAGCGUCCGCCAUUGGAAGCGCCGUUAGCGGGACAGAAAACGAUGGGAAGGCUCUGGGGUUCCUGACCUUCGCCGGAUUUGGCUUCGGACUGUCGACCGCUGCGGCAACGAUCCUCGUUGCGGUGGAGGCGCCGCGGAAAGACCACGCCGCAGCUCAAGGCAUCCUGGCACAGCUGCGUGUUCUCGGAGGCAGCUUGGGAAUAUCUACAUCGACAGUCCUGGUGCACGCGGAAGCAGGCAAACGAUACGGUCCAAGCCCUAUCCUGGGAUCCAAGGAUGCGGAAUGCCCCAUAGAUUGCGGGGACAGAACAGUGCUGCAGUUGGAUACUUUUCAUUCGGCAUACGACGAGGCAUUCCGCAAGGGCAUGGGCGAGGAGCCGCAGGCCCAGGGCAACACGAUGGACGGCAGCUGCCCAGCCUUGAUCGCGGCACGAGACAAGGCGGCGCAACUGUUCACCAAGAGACUCACCAGGGGGGAGUACGAGAAGCGCAACUUCAUGUGGAUGCGGUGCCGCUUCGAGCAGGACAAGAGCUACUUCGACGUGGGAGGCAGCUGGCCUGGGCCGCAGGGCGAACAUCUCAAAGACUUCUUGACCGAAAACACGGCCCCCGGAUAUCCCGUCGGCCCGCUCCUGAAGUUUGCCUUCCAGCACGUCAACGCCGACGAGAAGGGCGAGGGCGGCUGGGGCGACGCCUAUCUCUGGGUGAUGCUGCCAUGGCUCUAUGCUGCAGUGGAAAGCAAGUUUGGCUUCCGCCCCAUGCCGCUGCUCCGGGUCGUCGAGCCCAUCGUGCAGUUUGGCCAGUCCGUGGCGGAACAAGAGAACCGCACCUUUUAUGUCAUUGACUGCCCGACCGGCCGACCGGAGGGAAAGUAUUUCAGGGGCUAUGGCACCGAAGCCAAGAGCGACAAGGCCAUGGCCAGCUACUUUACGGGCGACCCGGAGCAUCAGUGGUCCACGGGCGGCAACUGA